Messenger RNA from Syzygium oleosum, 1858 nucleotides. RefSeq names its product probable aspartic proteinase GIP2. NCBI's taxonomy places the organism in Eukaryota, Viridiplantae, Streptophyta, Magnoliopsida, Myrtales, Myrtaceae. Bases 273 to 1529 code for a protein of 418 amino acids. Gene Ontology annotation, molecular function: aspartic-type endopeptidase activity. Gene Ontology annotation, biological process: proteolysis. The record is from RefSeq and is a predicted model, not a curated record. The transcript is spliced from 2 exons.
CCCGAGGCGGACCGAUAAGCAAAUCAUUUUCGUUCGAGCUUUUGCAUUUUGACCUUAUUUUUAUUUAUUUCUGGCCCUCGAGAAGAGAGCAAAUUUCAAAAUAGUCCCUCCGAACGUGGAAUCUGGUCAGCAAACCCAAAGUUUUCGAUAAAUCCGCUGUUCCUUAUCCGCUUCCCACGUGUCCUCCGCUUAUCAAAAGCCGCGGCGAAUCUCCGCAACCUCCAAACCACCGCCACCCUCCUCCUCCUCCUCCUUCUUCAACCACCACUUCCAUGGCCGCUCCGUCUCUGUACCUUCUGCUCCUCUGCUCCCUCGCGUGCCUGGUCCCCUCCUCGCGCUCCCGCACCCUCUUCCUCCCCUUGGCCAAGGACCCUUCCACGCUCCGGUACGUGGCCACCGUCUACCACGGCCCUUCCCUCGACCCGGUCGACCGCGCCGUGGAUCUCGGCGGCCCAUCUCUCUGGCUCGACUGCUCCGCCUCCUCCUCCCCGUCCGCCGUCCGUCCAGUCCCCUGCCGUUCGAUCCAGUGCCUGGCAGCGACGUCCGACGCUUCCGGGCUCCGCCGCGCGUGCGCGAGCGGGGCCUCCGCCGUCUGCGGCGUCCGGCCAGAGAGCGGCGCGGCCGGCGAGGCCGCGGCGCGCGGGGGGGUGCUCGCGGAGGUAGCCGUGGCGGUCGAUUCCGUGGACGGGUCCGGGGAGAGAUCGGUCGCGGCCGUCGACCGGUUCCUGAUAUCCUGCGCGCGCGGGCCGCCGGGAUAUGGAGCGACCGGCGUCAGGGGGACGUUGGGCUUGGGACGGAGUCGGAUUUCGCUGCCGUCGCAGGUGGCGACGGCGUUCGGCGUCCGCCGGAGGUUCUUCGCGUGCCUAUCGGCGUCGGAGGGCGUCAUCGUCGCCGGCGACGGGCCGUUCUUCCCCCGCGUCGACGGCGACAUCUCCAGAUCCCUGACCUACACGCCCCUCGCGACCGCCAAGUCGGCGCGGUCCUCGGACUACCUCAUCAACCUCACCUCCAUCAAGAUCGACGGCAAGCGGCUCUCCCUCGACUCCUCGUCGCCGCCGCACUCGAUCAAGCUCAGCACCGCGAUCCCGUACACCGCCGUGGCGAGCCCGAUCUACCCCGCCUUCGGCGAGGCCUUCGCGGGAGCGGCCUCGGCCAUGGGGAUGGCCAGGGUCCCGCCGGUGGCGCCGUUCGGGGUGUGCUUCGACCCGAGGACCGUCGCCGCGACGGGGGCCGGGCCCGACGUCCCGGCGAUCGAUCUGGUGCUGCAGAGCGAGAUGGUGAGGUGGAGGAUCGGCGGGUCGAACUCGAUGGUGAGGGCGAGCGACGAGGCGACGUGCUUGGGGGUCGUGGACGGCGGCGACGGGCUGGGGAGCACGGUGGUGCUGGGAGGGCACCAGCUGGAGGACGUGCUGCUGGAGUUCGAUUUCGGGGGCUCGAGGCUGGGGUUCGGCCCGCCGCUGUCGGCGAGGCGAUUGGCCUGUUCCGACCUGAGGUCGGAGUUCAAUUCCAUGGCGUUUCCGUCGCUAUAGAUGCAAUCCUUUCAAGAUGAAUUUGGGGUGUACAGAAGUUCUGAUUGAAAGAAGCCAAAGGGACAAGGAACCAAAAUUAGAAAUAGUACUGGAACUACCAUAGCUUUAGUUCUUACUGUUGAGCCAGAAUUGUAUAUAGGAGUAGCGACAUGGCAAGUAUAUGUAUUUUUGUCGGUUUUGAGAUCGGGUAUGCGUAUAUCUUUUUAUUCAAUCGAGUACCUCAAUUUUCUAAGUUUAGAUCGGUCCGAGGUCGUUGGUAAGAUCGUGAAUGGCAAUGCCAAUUUGAUCGCUAACACCAUUAAAUAACUAUUGACUAUUCGUGUUUCGCA